Brassicogethes aeneus is the source of this 980-nucleotide messenger RNA. Lineage: Eukaryota; Metazoa; Arthropoda; Insecta; Coleoptera; Nitidulidae. The record is from the annotation of a GenBank genome assembly.
UAGCAAUGUCAGAAUCGAAGUAAUCAAAAUUUUCAAUUUAAAAUGUCCUUUUUGGUAAAACUAAGUCAAAAACAUCUAAAAAUCUACAGUAAUCCUUCAAAAUUCAUAAGCCAAAGACGAAAAUUUUCUUGCGAAGAUCAGUUUGCUAAAUGCAAAGUAGUCCUAAUAAAUGGAGGUGGAGGGGUGACAGGUCAAGCCUUUGCGUCGCUUUUUCUAAAAAGUGGCGCCAAAGCUGUUGUGAUAGCUGAUUGCGAAAGAAACGAGUGCAUUUGCCAGUUAAUGGAGAAAUACGGAGGGGACAGACUGGUUUUUGAAAAAGUUGAUGCUGCCAGUAAAGCGUCGUUAGAAGGCGUGUUUAAAAGCACUGUAAGGAACCACGGCCAUUUGGAUUUUGUGGUAAAUAAUGCCCGUUUUAUGUCUAUCGAUAACUGGCAAAAAACCAUAUGUAUAAAUAAUUUUGGCUUGGUCUUGGGCACGUUUUUUGGAUUGAAGUACAUGGGAUUGCAAAAAUGCAAAGGCGUAGGUGGUACCAUUGUUAACGUUAGUAAUUUGGCUGCUUUGGAACCGUUUUUCCCAGUACCAGUUUACACUGGGGCUGGUCAUUUCCUCCUCCAAUUUACCAGAGGUAUGGGUAAUAAUUUUUUCUAUAAGAAAUCUAACGUAAGGAUCAUGGGACUCAUAACGGCCUCGAUUCACCCCACGGAGCUUUCAGGAGCUUUACCAAAAGAUUCCUGUUUUGGGGAUCUCGGAAAUUUAUCAGAGGAAAUGGCAAAAAUGGUAUAUAAUUUACCAACUCAUGAUUGUAGAACCUUUGAACUGUUUAUGGACCAUGUUAUUAAGGAAGGUCAAACUGGCGAUAUAUGGGUAGCUGAAGGUAUUGAUGUAUUUAAAAUAAGGGCGUAUGACAGAAACAAAUUAAAAUGUAAAGCUGCCGCUUAGCUGUUUAGUAAUUGUAUGGUGUAUAAACUAAAAAAUUGUGC